Spirodela intermedia is the source of this 1525-nucleotide messenger RNA. The record is from the annotation of a GenBank genome assembly. NCBI's taxonomy places the organism in Eukaryota, Viridiplantae, Streptophyta, Magnoliopsida, Alismatales, Araceae.
AUGAGAAACCUCUACCGACUCGGCGCCGUCUUCGUCCUCCCGCUCCUCCUCUGCAACGCUGCCCUCCAUGCGCACGCGCAGGACUCGGCUGCUCCAAUGGAGAAGAAGGAGCAAGAGUCGCUCUACUCCACCAUCCGGAGCUUCGUCGGCAGGUGGUGGAACGGCUCCGAGCUCUUCCCCGAUCCCUGCGGGUCGACCCCCGUUCAGGUCCUCCGCCAUCUUAUAUCCUUCUGCAACUCCGAACUCUUCUCCCUGUUCUAACAGAGCGCUCAUUCUCUCUCUCUCUCUGUUCGCGCAAGCUCAGGGUGUCCUCUGCGACGUCUUCGACGGACUCUGGUACGUGACGGCGCUGAGCGUCGGGCCAGUCAUGGAGAACUCCCUCGACUGUGCUAGAGAUUCACACUUCCCUCUGCAACUGUUCGAGCUGGGCCACCUGCGGAGCCUCUCCGUCUUCAGCUGCUUCUCCGACCCAGCUCGCCACCCUGUCGCCAUCCCCUCGAAGGGGUGGGAGAAGCUCUCCGGGAGCUUGGAAAGCCUAGAGGCCCGGUCGAACAGAGGCCUCACCGGCGAGGUUCCCGCCGCCAUUGGCGCACUGAACAAACUCCAGUCUCUGGUUCUGGAGGAGAACAAGCUAUCUGGAGAGCUUCCCCACGAGCUGGGAGAGCUGUCCAAGCUGAGAAGACUGGUCCUCUCCGGGAACCAGUUCUCCGGCAGUGUUCCAGCUUCUCUGGGCUCCGCCAUGUCGGAGCUCCUCAUCCUCGACCUCAGCAGGAACGCCCUAAAGGGCCUUCUUCCCCCGGCGGCCGGCGGGCUCCGUUCCCUGGAGAAGCUCGACCUGAGCAGCAACCUUCUCGGCGGGGUGAUCCCGGCGGCCUUGGGUGAGCUGAGGAGCCUUACCCUACUGGACCUUCGGAACAACAACUUCUCCGGCGGCGGCGCCGCCGGAAGCUUCGGCUUCCUCCGCGGCAUGGCGGCGCUGCAGGAGCUGCUGCUCUCCAACAACCCGCUGGGAGGGGAGAUUGGGAGCUUCCCGUGGGCGAGCUUGGAGAACCUUUCCGCCGUCGGCCUCUCCAACACCUUCCUGGGAGGGGAGAUUCCCGCGGCCAUCGCCGGCCUGAAGGGACUUCGGUUUCUCGCUCUGGAUAACAACCGGCUUCGCGGGGGGGUGCCGCCGGAGCUGGAGAGCUUGCCGGCGGUGGGGGCUCUGUAUCUGAGCCGGAACAACCUCUCCGGCAGGCUGCAGUUCUCCAGCGAGUUCUACCGGCGGAUGGGGACGAGGUUCGCCGCCUGGGGAAACCCUAAUCUCUGCUACGCCGGCGGCGGAGGGGACGACGCGCCGAUAGGCGUGCAACAGUGCCGGGGAGAGCAGGGGCUCGCCACCGACGGCGAUUUGGGUGGAGGGACCUCCGGCCUGAGGGCCUCCGCUGCCGUCCUGUCGGCCUCGUCGUCCUUCGCAGGCGGCGGCGGCGGUGGGGCACCGUGGGCGGCGUCGCCGGCGAUCUUCCUCGCGGCGCUGCUGCUCUAG